AAUCUUUGGCCUUUGCGUGGCGCUUAGCAGACGGCAAUUGUUCUGGUGCACGAUGUUUUGUGUGUAAACAAAUUGGUGAUAACACAUCACUCGAUGAUUCAGGGUUCAGUAUGUAAAGAGGGUACAGGAAAUAUUUUGCUGUUAAUUUAGCUUUGCACGCUGACCGAGGAAAAAUAUCAGUUCGCUAUUGUAGUAGUGUAUAGGUGAUUUGUAAAAUUCCCGCUAAAAGUGUUUGUGUAGUGGUUUUAUCUAGAAAAUAAUGAGAAUGUGACGGGAAACAGACUUAUAGUAGGACGUUAUACUGAAGUGAGAAUGGGGAGGAAGAGGAUAAGGGCGAGGAAGCGUACAGGCCGGAAAGGAUUUAACCCUGUCAGCGCUAAUUUUAACCAGCAACCGAAACAGCAGACAUAUUUUAAGCGGAAACCACAGCAUUAUGUGAGUAGUACUCAGCAACUGGCAUCAGAGUCGGAUCACACAUUGUCUGGAAGUACAACUACCCUGAAGAAUGAAGUGCUAAAUGUGAAACAUACAAAUGAAGCAAUAGUUGUGGACCUUACUAAAGAAGUGACAGAAGUGGAGAGUACAAAUGAAGUCAUUGAGGUGAACACUACGAAUGCAGCAGAGCUACUCGAUACACAACCCCAUAUUCUGUCAGAUACCUCACCUGAUCUCUGGCAUAAAGUUACCGUGAAACCAGCAGGAGGUGACAGAGUAGCUGUUCUCUAUGCCAUCAACAGGCAAAUUUCUCCACAGAUGCUCAUUCCAUAUUUCUUUUGUAUGGAGGAUGGACAUAUAACGUUCUUAGUGAAAAACUGCAGUGCUGCCCUCACAGUAUUGUUCAAACAGAACCUUAAAGUGCAAUAUGGUCUUACUAAGAUUGAAUUGAAAGUCGAGCUUCGUGCCAAGAAAGUGAACCUCUCUGCAAUUCUGCAGAAAAUUAUCAGUGAAAGGCUCAGCUCUGACGGGACUUUCUUAGACCUGUCACACCUGACUAGCAUUCCUGAAUUCCAACAAGUGAUGUACGACCCAUCAGAAAACGUCCAUUUGCAGCAGCAGUUGCUGAAAACAGGAGAAAUGUUCCCGAACGUCGUUAGUCUCAGUCUUGCAGGAAAUGGGCUGUUCACACUGAGCCAUCUCGCCACUGUCUUUGCCGAUAAACUGAAGUGGUGCUCACUAAAAGUAUUAGAUCUGACUGACAACAAGAUUACAUCAACUUCUGAUCUGGCGAUCUUCAGUUCUAUACCUAUCAGAGAAUUGUAUUUGAACAAAAAUCCUGUGUGCGGGAGACACAGAAACGAUGAGACCUACAUAAGUGUCAUCAGAAUGAACUUCCCUCGUCUGAUUAAAUUGGAUGGGGCUUACCUUCAACGCACUCCGGGCUUACCUCGGUGGCGGCCAAAUUACAUUUUCUGUAGGAGCGGGGGCAACUCGGGUGAGCUCGCCGACCAGUUUCUUGACCACUUUUUCACACUGUAUGAUGGUGAGGAUCGGACUUGGCUGUGGGAACUCUACCACAAGGAUGCCUACUUCUCACUCUCUAGCAUGUACCUUCCUGGUCAGAGCACAUCACACGAUGCAAGGCUGAGCUCAUAUAUAGCAGAGUGCCGUGACCUCUUGCACACUUCUGCCAAACUGAGGUCAAAGACUACACUGGCCCAUGGGGCGGAGAAGGUCAUCAUGAGAUUAGAGAAGCUGCCUAGGACUCAACAUGACCCGUACUCCUUCACUGUAGAUCUUCUACAUGAUUCUGACAAAAGUACUAUAUUGACUGUUACGGGUGUGUUCAAAGAGCAAAAUCCAAAACAGAAGACAUCGCCUCGACAUUUUAUGCGCACCUUUGUCCUGGUCAGACGACCAAGUGGUGAAUACCAGAUAGCUAAUGACAUCAUGUAUGUUACAAAUGCAACAACAGAUGAGGCGGAGGAUGCAUUUCGAUUCACAAAGCCACAUACAAACCUAAAGAAAAUCAGACCACCGAGGGAAGUAACAGAGAGUGAUAAAAAUUCCAUGACAGAAAAGUAUUCACAACUUACCAACAUGACGUCUGAGUGGUCACGCAAGUGCCUGGAAACUGCGCACUGGGACCUAAGAAAAGCGCUCCUAUCAUUCAUUGAAAUGUACAAAGCUGGCAAAAUUCCAGUAGAAAGAUUCAUAAAAGCAAAAUAAGCUGCAAAAUCUUAAAAAGGGAAAAGCUGUUGACCUCCUUCGAAUACCUGUGUCUGUACAGUACUUGAACCAGCUACUGACAAACGUUACACGCAUUGUGAAUUUGGUAAUUGCUGUAAUUGCAGCAGCAUUAUUCCAGAAAAAGGUGCGCAACUUAGUUUUGUGACUGGUUAGUGCAGGUUUAUCAGCAGGUAGGCAGUGUGCAGAGAGUAGUUAAUCUAAUGUUCAUUGUGUCAAAAGAAAAAUUCAGUCGAAAAAAAUAUUAAAUUAUGAGACAAAAUUACUAGGCAGUCCUUACCGUCAGCACUGCUGAUACACACUAUCCUAACUUUUGGAACUAUCAGUUUCUUUCUCAGAGAUUAAAAGGGCAUAUCUUGGGGAAGGCUAAAAAGGAAGUUCAGAGCACUCUGACCUGAGGAUGAGAAGGAAUGAGCAGGUCAUUGAGGAUGGAUCGUCAGUGCUUGUGGUGAUGUUUAACCAAAUCGCUCUUGACCUAAGUAUGGUAAGGAAUUUUCUGGCAGAGUGUAAAUAAUUUAGGAGUAAAGGAGACAACCUGCCAAACAGUAAAAGCGUUCAGUCGUCAGGCACACAUAAAAGAAUGAAAACCUUGCUAGAUUUUGGACAAAUGCUGAUAGGAAUGGAGUACACACACACACACACACACACACACACACACACACACACACACACA
Molecule: messenger RNA, 2857 nt
Organism: Schistocerca serialis cubense
Lineage: Eukaryota; Metazoa; Arthropoda; Insecta; Orthoptera; Acrididae
Product: nuclear RNA export factor 1-like
Exons: 14
Coding region: 313-2166 (617 amino acids)
Biological process (GO): poly(A)+ mRNA export from nucleus
Cellular component (GO): nucleus
Molecular function (GO): protein binding; RNA binding
Source: RefSeq, a predicted model, not a curated record